Messenger RNA from Actinia tenebrosa (Australian red waratah sea anemone), 2954 nucleotides. RefSeq names its product methyltransferase-like protein 22. Gene Ontology annotation, cellular component: nucleus. Lineage: Eukaryota; Metazoa; Cnidaria; Anthozoa; Actiniaria; Actiniidae. Gene Ontology annotation, biological process: protein methylation. Gene Ontology annotation, molecular function: protein methyltransferase activity. The record is from RefSeq and is a predicted model, not a curated record.
AUUGUGUCCAGGCUUCGCUCCAAAUUCAAAUUCAAAAUGGAGGACGAGGAAGAAGUUGUAUCUGAUAUUCACGUCUUUAUUCCUUUCCAAAGAAACAACUCGGACAAUGUAGUGUAUACAAGAUUCCAUGUGAGAUGUCACUUUGAUGAUGAUGAUGGCGAAGAUGAUGAUGAUGAAGAUGAUGAUGACGAAGAUGAUGAUGAUGAAGAUGGUGAAGAUGAUGUGACUCAUGGUGUAUCAUUCGGCAACAUUCCAUGCGACGAUGAGGGGGAUUAUGUGAUAAAACGGCGAAAGAAAAACAUGCACCAAUCAAGUGAAGUCAUCACUAUAGAACACCAACUUGCUACUGGUCUGAAAGAUGUUGGGUUGCAGGUUUGGAGAGGUGCUCUGUUGAUGGCCGAUUUUAUUCUCAACAAUGAACAGAUGUUCAGUGGCUGCUAUGUCAUGGAACUAGGAGCUGGUGUGGGGUUGUGUAGUAUUGUUUUAGGGAGAGUUGCUAGCAGAGUAUUUUGCACAGAAACUGGUCAUGAAGCCAUUCUUAAGAACUGUAAACAGAAUGUAGAAACAAACUCCCAUCUCUACAGGAAUGCAACAAUGAAAGAAAAUGGUGACUAUAAUAGAGUUGUUAAGGUGCGACAGCUUGACUGGACAAAAGACUGUUUACCAGAAGAUGAAGGUGGUUGUGAGUUUGGUUGGAGCAAUGAGGACAGGCAUGAACUUGAUAAGAUUACAGUCUUGAUUGCUGCAGAUGUUAUUUACGAUAAUCAACUCACAGAUGCAUUUUUCAAAAAAGUGGUUCAUUAUCUCCAUAAGAAUGACAGUGCUGUGCUUUACAUUACGAUAGAAAAAAGGCUUAAUUUUACUCUAGAGUUUUUGGAGGUUUCAUGUCCAGCAUAUGACCACUUCAUCAACACACUACAAAAACUAGAAUCAGAACAAGUCUUACAAUCAAGGAAAAUACCCACCAGCUUUAAACAGUUCUUGGAGUAUGAGAGAGUCAAGGAACUGGAACUUUGGGAGAUAAAGCGGUAUUGAAGUGCAUCUGUGCCAGAAGCACGGCUUAAAAUCUUCAAUACAAUCACCAAAGGUCCGGUCGUCACUUUGGAUCGAAAACCCCUCGAGAGCAUAGCAUUUGCCGACCUUGACCUCAAGGUUUGGACAAAACUCUUCAAUAAAGGACCUAAGUCCUUUUUCAGUGACUUUCUUCGAAGACGUGAUAUUAAGGGUCCUCAAGCUACAAAAUAGUCCCUUAGAUAAAGCCUUUUUCAAGUCUUCCAGUAUGACGUCGCUGAUCGCUUUACCAUCACCAGUAGAACAAAGCCCCAAGUACUCUAAUGAUUUCAAGCGAGAGAGUUUAUCCAGAACCACUCGAAGUCCUUCGGUACUAACCAGAGGACACCAACCAAGUUCAAGAUAAUCCAUUCUGGUGUGUUCCCAUGGCAACGAACUGAUGACGUCAUCAUCCACACUCGUCCCAUCCAGUAUCAAACCUCGGAGACUCUUACAGUUGCUAAGCAACUCACCAAGAGUGUGUCCCCGCACGCACAGACACUUACGCAUGCUCAGUACCUCUAGUUUCCGACAUGACGUUACCAUGGAGACCAAAUUGUCUUUAGCCAAUAGGCAGUGACUAGUGUCCAGGCUCUUUAAAUUUUGCAUGUUCAUAAUAGUAGUGUCCAGGCUCCCGUCCUUAUAUAGUGGGUAGAUGAACGCGUCACACAAUCCAAACCAUUCCACUUGGCCAAGAUACCUUGAAACAGUCAAAUAGAAUCUCGCGGGACCUUCAGAAAACCGAAGAUCCAAGUAUUCCAAUUUUUCUGGAAAUAAAAAAAUUUCUUCAUCAUUUUCAGUUUCUUCAGCUACAAAAUUUGUUGAAUUUAAAACAAGUUUUCUUAAGUGAAGACAAUUUUGUGCCAACGUCGUGAAAAUCCUUCCUGUUAGCUGUAAGCCACUGAGGUCGAGGUUGAUUAGUCUCGAGACGGGACACCUUCGGAAUAGAGUUUCAAUUGAAUUGUCCUUGGAAAAAGGCUUUCUAAGUGUUUUUAAAUCUAGAGACUUCCAAAGGUAAUAGUCCCUUGAAAUUCUGUACCAUUGCUGACAGACUUGCCCAGCUCGAAGUAAAUCUAAAAUAUCCAAAUAAUCAAAUAUUUCUAGAAGAAUCCCCUCAUCUAAAUGUAGAAUUGAAGUAUUUGGAAGGCUUUUGGAAUUAUUCCUUGAGCAGUCAGUCCAGAGUAGAAUCGCUGAAUGAAGCAUUAACAUCUUCAUUACAUUUUUUCCUCUUAACUACGCUAGUCCAUGCUGUCUUGUAUCGAAAUCUACUGAGCUGCUUAUAAAUACUUGUUGCAAGUAAUAUAACACCCCUUCCAAACCAAGGUCAAUAUUAUUCACCUUGAUCGACAAGUCAAGUUUGACACCACGUUUUCCUUAUCUCUCACUUUUGGAUCUUUUUCAACAAAAGCUCAUUUUAAGUCUUGUUUUAAAAGUGCGUUUUUACUUUUGCGUCUUAAAAAUCGAGUUUCUAACCCGGCCUUUGUUGUACUUCAAUCAAAAAGAGUUAAAAGAAAGUCCUUUUCAAAAGUUUGAAUCGCGCACGCAAUUGUUUACAAGAGUUAACAACUUUAACUUGUAACAUUUUUGCGCCAUUUAUUUACUCCCUUCCGAAUUUAUCUACUUUGCUUCCUUUCUCGUAUAAUUAAGAAAGUCAUUUUUUUUCAUACUCCAACGGAGCAGUAGAGCUUUGGCACGGAGGUGUCCCGCGCGGUUGAAAUCCUGAUUCGAACGACGUCAUGCAGCUUCGGGUCAUGUCUCGAGACAUGAAAAUUUUUAUCUUACAUAGAACGUUCGUGAUCAUGACCAAAACGUCGUUAUUGGUCAGAUUUGCCUACACGCGUCUAAAAUAUGUUUGCUCGUAAGCAACAAUUGAAUGGUUUGCAAAAAAAAUACCAUUAUUUUUA